UGGCCCGCUUGUGCGCAAAAGAAUGGCGGCAAUAUGGCACUGAGGGUACUUGAGUCUAUAAAGCCAGGUGUUCAUUGGGUGGUCUAACAAUCGAAUGCGCCGCUUGCUUGCAUUGGGUGAUUGCUGCUUUUAGAGACGGCUGUGCUGGUUUGUGGUGAGUGCGCGAGCCCAAGUGCUUCACAAGACUCUUUCUUGCACACAAAAGCGCAGUUCGUGUCAAUUUAGGGGAACCAACGGCCAGGAGAGCGGCAAUUCAAGUGCGACCAUGGCUCCCCUCGGCUCGAAUUCAAUCAUGCCGACGUACUACAAAACCGAGGAGCACGGUGCCAUUUCUGGUUGUCAACCGCCUGUCCCCAUACCCCUGCUGUGGAGUUCUGCAGACGCCGAUCAUCAGGAAACCCGGCUCAUGGAGAGCCACGUCGAUAUGGAUGCAACCUUUGACAGAAAAGCCCGUCGGGACUAUUCGGCCCCUGUCACGUUUGAUCUGAGCACAGAGCGGCCAGAUAAGACAGUGGAUAUUGGCAAGGAUGGAACCUGGGUCUCGGCAGACCCCUUUGGAAGGAUAUUGCAGCUGAGCGCCUUCCACCCCAAACAUGGCGUCGUCGUCGCGGUGCCGUACGAGCAGUUCGACGGGACGCGGUUCCGCGACCCGCUGUACGUGCGGGAGUACAGGACGCACAUGCUGGAGUCGGUCGCCAAGGGCAGGCCGGGCUACGGGAUUGUGGUCAAGGGCAAGCCCAAGGAGGUCUCCAUCAUCAUCCCGCGGCCGAACGUGGCCAACAUACGGUUCCGGCUCGACGAUUCCAUCGAGGUCCACGCGACGCUCGUGGUGCACGACGGCGAAGCGGUGCAGAGCGUGACGAUCCGCAAUUCGGGCGCUACCGCCGGCCGGACGGUCGAGGGCGAGCUCUCGCUCUGCACGAGCGUCAACCGCGCCUCGUACGGCCAGCUGACCGAGGGCGGCCCGCUGCCCAUCCCGCGAUCCGAGAACGCGCUCGACCUGGCCGAGGACGGCGGCCGAUUCGCAGUGUCGAACCGCCACCUCGAGGCACGCCUCGAGGGCUGCUUCUACAUUGGCGACAAGGUCGCCAGCCUCUGCGGCCUGCUCGACGACGCGAGGGAGCGCCACCACCACGGCGGCGAUAAGAUCGCCAACGGGGGCUGGGGCGGGCCCGGGCGCCGCGCCGUGACGGUGCUCGGGGCCCCCGUCUCCGCGUCGACUCCCUGGAAGGUCGGGGUGCCCGCGGGCUCGAGCGUCGAGCUGACGGCGCGGUUCCGGCUGAGGCCCACCGCCGCCGACGGCGCCCCCGCCGGCGCCCCCGUCAUCCCCCUGUUUGCUCACCAUCAGCGCAUUAGACAGACGGUCGUGGGCGCCGCCGCCAAGCUGCUGUCGGUGACGGCAGACUGGAAGGACCCGCAGAGCGUCGAGACGUACAUGGUGCGGAGAACGCUCGACUACAUAAUAGGCAACUGCCUCGUGCCCCUCGGCGAGGACUGCUGCGCCAUCGUUACGGACCACGUUGCGCUGCCGCUGGGGUGGAAUCGGGAUAACUACUGGCAAGUCCGUUUCCUCUCGACCGUCCUCCGCUCGCUCGACAACCUCGUCCACCCGGGCCCCGUCGCGUCCUUCUACGCCACCACGAUCCGGCGCGUGCUCCGCGGCCACCUUAACUGGGUCUUCCGGCGCGCCGAGCGACCCGCCGGCUACUGGCACCGCUCGUACCUGGUGACGGGCAAGCCCAAGGACGGCCGCGUGUUCCAGCUGGACCAGCAGCUGUACCCGCUCGUCGAGCUGUGCGACUUCGCCGCCGCCGCGCCGCAGCACGCGGACGAUGCCGGCGAGCUGGUCCGCGGCGUGCUCCUGCGCGAGCCCGUCGUCUGCGAGGUCCUGCGCGUCCUGCUAGCAAAGGCCGACCCGAUUACGGGCCUGGUGCCGACCGAGGAGUCGCCCGGCGACGACGAAAUCGACUACCCGUACCACUUCUCGACCCACGUCAUGCUGUGGUACGCGCUUUCCCGCCUCGUACGCCUGCUCGAAAGCCUCGGUGUCGUCGGCGGCGGCACGGGCGACUUUGAGGCGGCGGCGGCGGCAAAAUCGUCCGAUUACGGGCGACAGGCGCACGCGCUGGCGACGGCGCUGCUGGUGCGCACGGCGUCGCGGGUCCGGCACUUUUUGGUGCGCGACGAGCAGGGGCGGCCCAUGUUUGCGUACGUGACCAACGGCAAGGGCAAGUACACGCUCUACCACGACGGCAACGACAUGCCCACGCUUUUUGUCUCGCGGUCGCAGCUCAACCUGGCCGGCAUUUUGAACGGUAUCAGCGCCCAACUCGGGACGGCAGAUCGAGUGGAUGAGGACGAGAUCGAGGAAGCCUGGCGCAACACGAUGCGCUUCGCCUUUUCCACGCGCAACGCUUCGGGCUUCUGCAGCGGGAGCGAAACAAACGACAAAACCCAGCCGCAGCAGCAGCAGCAACGCCAGACGCAGGAGCAGCGGCAGCAGCUGUACCCCUUUGGCGGGCUCGGCAGCGUGCACAGCAGCGGGGCGUGGACGCUCGGCUACUUCCAGGAGCUCAUGUUUGCGCGGAUCGAGGGGGACGCGGCCGCGGAGCGGGACGCGUGGCGGCGCGUCGUGGGCGCCAUGCAGUGGGACGGCUCCUUCGCCGAGGCCGUCGACGCGCGCUCGGGCCGCUGCGCGUCAAAGGCCUGGUUCAGCUGGCCCGCGUCCAUGAUCGGCGCCGCGCUCGUCGACGCGCGCGAGGCGGCGCGGCCGAGGGAGGGCGGCGCCGGCGAGCUGGGGGUGGAGUGAUGCGGCGCGCGUGUUUGUUUAGUGCUUCCUGCUAGCUGUGCGUUGCCUCUGUAGCCUAAUGGUGAAACCUGAUUCUCGUCACCUUGAUUCCGCUCCUCUUGAUUUGCUAGUGGACAUCCAUGGCAUCAAAGAACUCGUCCUCACCUUCUGAAUCCGAGGCGCCCUCCACGCGCUCAUCGCCCCCCGCCUGCCCUUCUCCAAACAGGGAGCGAAAAACAGUUCCCUCGCUCGCUGCGGCUUCAUACCAGAGCACCCGACGAUCAAGAGGAUAAUCUUGAUAGUAAUACCAGGAUUUUGGAUAGGCCAAUUUGUCCCACGUCUGAUCCGCAAAACCCGGCUGGUAUUGCAUGCGCAGAUACUCCCUCCCGAUCCACAUCUUGAGCUCCCUGUGCGAUCCGUCUCGGGGUAACUGAUCCCUGGUCUCCAAGAAUCUGCCGUUGGCCCAGUUCCUUUCCCUCAACUCCACCACGAGGGCACUGAGAAGCCAAAUGCCGCGGUGGCUUAAUGGCCUUUGUGCAAAUGUAUUGUCGAGGUAUGCCGCACGAGAGAUUCUGUCAUGGAUGAUGUCCAGCAGGGACAUCCCUGCCAUGCCCCUGGCGUCAGGAUCCAGCUGCAGGUCAAUGCAGUCCCUCAGAAACUGGAUCUGACUCGGACUGGAGGCGUACUUUGCGGUCAUGGCCAGGAUGGUGUGUCCGUAAUCAUUUAUGGCGUCGAUCCGCGCUCCGCAUUUCGCCAAGGCUUUCACAACGCCUAGCUUUCCCCUCAAGGCCGCGUACAACAAAGGCGUAUUGCCCAAACUGGCUCUGGAUUCCAGGUUGGCGCCUGCGUCUACCAGAGAGCUCAACACCGUCGAAAGUGCCUUUGUUGCCAGCAGUCUUGGAUAGUCUGACAAAUGAUGGACAGGGGACCAUAUCGUUGCACGUCGCCCUUUAGCAGGGCCUGGAUCUGCGCCAUGUCGUAGCAACAAACGAACCAUGUCGGGGCAAUGGAGGCUUGCGCUCAGCGGAGACCGGCCCUCUUUAUCUUUAGCGUUGAUGUUGGCUCCGUGUUGUAGUAGCAGGCUUGCUCCAGCGAGGAACCCCUUGUGGCAAGCAAUGUGCAGCGUCGUCUUUCCUUCGCUCCUUUCUGUCAAGUUUGGAUCUGCCCCAUUCUGUAGAAGAAGAAGAGUGGCGGCUGUAUCAAAGCGAUGCACUGCCCAAUGCAGUGGUGAGCAUCCAUGGUUAUCCAGAGAGUUGAGACUGCCCGGAUUCAUCACCAAAGCCUGCUUCACUGAGAUACCUGAGUUGCCAAGAAUGGAGUCGCGUAUCGGCGAGGGCGAGUACGUGAGGUGAUCUGCUCCGAGCUUCAGCAAACUCUUCAAGAUAUUUGCGGUGCUCGGCAAACGAUAUUUGGAUGCCCAAAGACAUUCCUGGGCAAGAUCCGCGACAGAACUGCAUCUCGGGCAACGGCCUGGUUAGUUGUCGUAUUUUCAGGCGUGAAGUGCGGUGAAGCACACACAUCCUUUUAUAGAUUCUGGAGGCCGGGCGAUGACUAACCGUCCAUCUGCAUCGCACACAGCAAGAGCUCUCUCUGUAAUGAGAGGACUGAGCACCUCGAAUACGAGCACGCAUCUCCUCAACAUUAACUAGGCCAGUUCAUGUGCAUUUAUUAGUGACGGUUGAUUAUAGCCCCGUGUAUGGAAGUGUAAUAUGAGCAGAAUAGGAGCUCAAAGCGGAAGCUCCUAGUUGAUUUUCACGCAACAUAGUAUCAACUCACCGAGAGCAAUGGCUCGCCAUCGAACUCGUCCACGUCGGUCGGGAGAUAUCUUUUCUCCUGAAAAGCCAAACGGAGCCAUUCGAUAUUUUCAUAGUUAAUGGCCAAAACGGCACUUGACGUGGAAACCACUCUCGGGAUGCUCAGUGAAGUUCUCGCCCCUGUGUCAAUAGGAUCCCAGGAAGCUGUGUACUGGAUGGCGCGGCGAAGAAGCCAUCUCGGGAAAUUUACGGUGAUGCGCAUUGACCUCUCUGGGCCUGCAAGGCAUUGUGCCGCGUUGCAGGGACGUCGGUCAAAGAUGGGUAUGGCGUUGUAC
Molecule: messenger RNA, 4877 nt
Organism: Gaeumannomyces tritici R3-111a-1
Lineage: Eukaryota; Fungi; Ascomycota; Sordariomycetes; Magnaporthales; Magnaporthaceae
Exons: 4
Coding region: 266-2809 (847 amino acids)
Biological process (GO): carbohydrate metabolic process
Source: RefSeq, a predicted model, not a curated record